Molecule: messenger RNA, 969 nt
Organism: Blepharisma stoltei
Lineage: Eukaryota; Ciliophora; Heterotrichea; Heterotrichida; Blepharismidae
Source: the annotation of a GenBank genome assembly
AUGAAAUUAUCCUUGAAAGAUAUCAAAGCUAAGCUAAAUGCUCCUAGAAAAAUAAUAAAGCCAGCUCCAGAAAAAUUUGACAAUUUUGUAGUAGGAGAAAUUAAUUUAGAGCCUUAUAGAGUCACCGAUGAAGUUUGGCUGAUUCCUGAUUACAUUUCUGAAGAACUAGAAGAAAAAAUACUGAAUAAUGGGGUUUAUCAUCAGCCUGAAUCGAAAUGAGUAAGGCUAAGAACAAGAAGUCUUCAGCUUUGGGGUGGAGACGUAACAGAAGAUGGUUUGCAAAAUCAAGAACCUCUCCCUAAAUUUUUAUAGAAAUUCCCAUAGAUGGCGUUGUUUGCCCUUGAUUUGCCCACUGAGGAAAUUUUUUUGGUUCGACCAGUACCAUGUGGUUUGGUCAGACCAAAAAAUUUUCCUCAUGGGCAAAUCAAGGGCAAACAGCGCCAUCUAUGGGAAAUUUCUAUAGAUAUUUUUGCACAACGUUUAUUCGAUGAAAGAAUUUUUCCUUAUAAGCCAAAUCAUGCACUAAUAAACGAAUACCAGCCUGGACAAGGAAUUAUGCCACAUACUGAUGGUCCUGCAUAUUAUCCAUUAGUUGCUACACUAUGCCUUGGAAGCGUCGCAGUUUCUCAGUUCUGAAACAUGGAGCCUCGAUCCCCAGCAUUUUCUAUCAUCCUUCCUCAAAGAAGCCUGCUCUUAUGAACAGGAAAUCCAUACUAUAACAUGCUGCAUAGCAUUGAAGAUGUCCCUUCUGACUAUAUUUUUACAGAUUCUUGUGGUGUGUUUUAUACACAAACUUCAGCUGGAGAGCUUUCAAGGGUUCUUAACUACACUGGACCGACUGUGCCGAUAGAUGAGCUAAUUAAAGAAUGCCCAAUCUGCAAAGAAGACUUAAAAGUUGUGAACUCUUUAUAUAGAGAAACAAGGAUUUCGAUAACAAUUCGAUAUGUCCCACUUGCAAAUAGAGAGUAA